Molecule: messenger RNA, 732 nt
Organism: Meloidogyne enterolobii
Lineage: Eukaryota; Metazoa; Nematoda; Chromadorea; Rhabditida; Meloidogynidae
Source: the annotation of a GenBank genome assembly
GGGGGAGCCGGUUUGAAAAGACGCAGAAAGUUUUGUACAUUUUGAAAAAAGAGCAGACAACGAGACGCUUCUCUGACCGCAGCCGACCACUGAUAAUUUAUAAAAAUGAUCUCUGACGCAUCAACGUUGGAAUUAGUUACUUGUAAGAUCGAAUGGAAAUUAUAUAAUUUAAAUAAACACGGGCAUUUAAUGCAUAAUGAUCAAUUCUUGACAAGCAAGGAAUUCUACAAUUCAAAAUGUCCUUCUAUCAAAUGGCAAUUGCGUGUUUACCCAAAUAUUUGGCAGCUUAAUUCUGCCGGCAUUUAUGUUUCUCUUGUUCAAGUAGGAUUAAAAGACUCAAAACCUUUGAAAGCUCAAUUUAAUAUUUAUACAUUGGACGGUGCUGGAAAUAAGCUUUUUUGUUGUCCAAGCACAACAUUCGUUUUUAAACACGGAACAGAAUCAGAUAAAUAUCAAGUUUUCAAAUCACAAACGACUGGCAAGUCUAGCGAAAAUUUAGAGAAUGGAGGAGAUUACGUUUUGGUGAAUGGCUCAACGGAAGCCUUAAAUUUAGAUGCUAUGUUGCUUUAUUGUGAAGUUGAAUUUGUUCCUUAUAAUAUAAAGUGCGAAAAUGAGAUUGUGGAUUUUUCCUCUGAAAGUACUUCACAACGAUCUUUAAAUAUGUUUAAAGAGGGAAUACUUACUGAUUGUGUUGUUGAGGUAAGUUUUAUUUUUAAAUGUUUGUUUGUAUAA